CGAGGCCUGUGCGGAAGCGGAUGGAGCCCUCUUGGGCAGCUGGAAAAAGAGUGGAGGCGCGUUCUGGUUUUCUGUGGGUGGGCGCGUGGUGCCAGCUCCGGAGAGUGCCGGAAGGAGGAGAAAAGGCCGCGGACUGCGGUCGCCCACUACCCACAUCCCGGUCACGAAGGGGUGGAAGCAAAAGGACCUUUACAAUCUGGGCUUAAUUUUACACCUGAGGAGAUAAACCCACGCGAGUUAAUUGGCCAAACGUCGUACAGCUGGUCAGUGGGAGAAUCAUCAGUGUUAGUAAUUAACUCCACCUUGGAUUAACGUCCUAGUUUCCUUAGAAGAACCAGAUGAUUUUAAUCAAAAUUUAAUAUCGAAAAAUGUUCUCUAAAACUAUAGUUUCUGAAGUCCCUUUUUAUUUAUUCUCUUUUCUCAGCAGCAGCCCUGUUAAGAUGCCCGCACAGGCUGUAAUGAUGUUCUAAGGCUGGGCGACCCCACUACCUUCGUGUAAAGCUAGUAAAGCACUACAGCAAGUGGAUGAGAACAUGCUUCUGAGACCAGACUAUUUCAAGUCAAACCCUGGCAUAUGUGACCUUCAUUCUUUCAGUGGGAAAAAUGGUGAAGAUGAUCAGUUUCAUCCUUCUCACCACUGUUCUGGUGAUGGGCAGGGAAAGCUGGGCUCUCGAGAACUGCCUGCACGAGCAGGCGCGGCUCAGAGCCCAGGUGCACCUGCUUGAGACCCGGGUCAAGCAGCAGCGAGUCAAGAUCGAGCAGCUUUUGCAUGAGAAGGAAGUCCAGUUCCUUGAUAAAGGAGAGGAGAAUAGCGUCAUUGACCUCGGAGGCAAGAGGCAAUACGCAGAUUGUUCAGAGAUUUUCAAUGAUGGGUAUAAGCAGAGUGGAUUUUACCAAAUCAAACCUCUCCAGAGCCCAGCAGAAUUCUCUGUUUAUUGUGACAUGUCCGAUGGAGGAGGGUGGACUGUAAUUCAGAGACGAUCUGAUGGCAGUGAGAACUUUAACAGAGACUGGAAUGACUAUGAAAAUGGCUUUGGAAAUUUUGUCCAAAAAAAUGGUGAAUAUUGGCUGGGUAAUAGAAAUCUUCACUUAUUGACUACACAAGGAGACUACACAUUAAAAAUCAACCUUGCAGAUUUUGAAAAAAAUAGCCGUUAUGCACAAUAUAGAAAUUUCAAAGUUGGAGAUGAAAAGAAUUCCUAUGAUUUGCAUAUUGGGGAAUAUUCUGGAACAGCUGGAGACUCCCUGGCAGGGAAUUUUCAUCCUGAAGUGCAAUGGUGGGCCAGUCACCAAAGAAUGAAAUUCAGCACAUGGGACAGAGAUAACGACAACUACGAAGGGAACUGUGCAAAAGAAGAUCAGUCUGGCUGGUGGUUUAACAGGUGUCACUCUGCAAACCUGAAUGGUUUAUAUCACACUGGCCCCUACACGGCUAAAACAGACAAUGGGAUAGUCUGGUACACCUGGCAUGGAUGGUGGUAUUCCUUGAAAUCUGUGGUUAUGAAAAUUAGGCCAAGUGAUUUUAUUCCAAAUAUUGUUUAAUUGUCCCUGCUGGGCUUUCAUUUCUGCAUUUCAUCUUGGUUUAAGUGAUUUGAAAAAUAGCAAAUCUGAACCUUCACAUGUAUAAUGAUGGCAGUUGUUAUGUGCACUACUUUUCUUACUUGCCUUUAUGACUUAAUGUACUUUCAGCACAGCAAAUAUGUGAUAUUCACCAAAUAAAUGUAGAUUAUGUUACUAUUUAA
Globicephala melas (long-finned pilot whale) is the source of this 1742-nucleotide messenger RNA. RefSeq names its product fibrinogen like 1 (gene FGL1). Gene Ontology annotation, biological process: blood coagulation. Lineage: Eukaryota; Metazoa; Chordata; Mammalia; Artiodactyla; Delphinidae. The record is from RefSeq and is a predicted model, not a curated record.